AUGCCCGCAACAUCCUGCGGUCGACCUCAGCCUAAGCGUAUUCUCAUCGUUGGUGGCGGACCAUGCGGACUUGUUGCGCUCCGGAAUCUGACCGAGCGAGGACAGUUCGACAAAGUCAAGUUGGUGGAAAGGCGGAACGACGUUGGCGGAGUAUGGUCAUUGAAUGCGACGUCCGACAGGCAUCUGGAGGACCCUGAUGGUGGUCAGAAUCCAAGCUGGGCGUCGCCCGCCUAUCCCGGGAUGGUGGGAAACGUCCUACCCGACUUCCUUUAUUUCUCAGAACACCCAUUUCCCAAAACAGACCGCCCCCAUCAGCCAUUCCCGACUUUAUCAGAGACUCAAGAGUACCUCAAACGCUUUGCAAAGCCCUACCUCGAUGAUGGGAGUAUCAGACUCAACACUGAGGUUAUCACGGUGGACGAGUUGCCAAAUUGGAGCGGAUGGAAGGUCGUGAUGAAGGACUGGAAUUCAGGAGGCGUUGAGGUGGAAGAGGUCUGGGACGCUGUCGUGAUUGCUGUCGGUUGGUUCGACAAUCCUGUGUGGCCGCCUUUGUCUGGCCUCGAGAAUCUGCAAAAGCAAGGCCUCGCGAUUCACGGCAAAUCGUGGAACGGACCCUCUGGCUUCGGGGGAAAGCGCGUCCUUGUUGUCGGCAACGCCAAUUCGGCCAACGACAUUGCUUCCCAGCUCGUGUCAGUUGCACAGAUCCCUGUAUUUCGUUCUGUUCGCAGGAGCCCUUUCCCUGGAUUCGUAAGUCUCCCUGACGAACGCAUUCACAACGUAACUGCUGUACGAGAAUGCAGUGCAGUAGUUUCGUCGGACGGCAGGAAACAGGUCAAGGUCGUCCUCGAGGACGGCAACCAAAUCGAGGGUUUAGACCUGGUUAUAUUCGCAACGGGGUACAAGCCCUAUCCAUCCUUCGUUAGCGUUCUUGACGACAGCAAUCUCCAACCCCUGGUCUCCCAAAGCGUCGAACCUCAACGGAUUCCGCGCGUACAUCGCCACAUACUCUACGCGCCGAAUCCGACACUCGCCUUCGUUGGCGCCGUCAUGGCCUUCACUCCAUUCACCAUCGCCGACGUAAGCAGCACUUGGCUGUCUCUCGCCUGGAGCGGGCAAAUCCUCUACCCUGAAACGACCGACGGACGCCUUGAAUUCGAGCGGCAAAGACUCGUUAAGCUUGGUGAAACAGCGAAAUUCUUCCUUGAGAAUGAAGGGACAGAGAGGGUCCCUGACGACGCGAAGAAUGUCUGCGUCAAUGGGCAACUGACAUGCUUCAUUUCGUAUAAUGUCCUCUCAAUCGAGGAGGAACCGUACGCGCAAGGAUUGCGGGACGACAUCACCACUGUGCAACCAGAACUCGGCAUCGUGCUUCCUGAAUGGACGAAGGAACGCUUCGAGCAGAGGAAUGGCAUGUAUCAGCUCAAGCUAGAGGCGUUGAGGGCGGCAAGGGAUAAAUCGAUAACCGAUGAAGCUUGA
Messenger RNA from Pleurotus ostreatus (oyster mushroom), 1476 nucleotides. RefSeq names its product monooxygenase (gene FMO1). The coding region runs from base 1 to 1476 and encodes 491 amino acids. The transcript has 3 exons. Lineage: Eukaryota; Fungi; Basidiomycota; Agaricomycetes; Agaricales; Pleurotaceae. Gene Ontology annotation, molecular function: flavin adenine dinucleotide binding; NADP binding; N,N-dimethylaniline monooxygenase activity. The record is from RefSeq and is a predicted model, not a curated record.